AUGACUUGCAACUUAUUCCGUGGCAGAAUGUCAAGCGAUAAACGUGUGCUCUUCUUGACAUUAGUCUCCAUUUUUUUCAACUUAUCGAACGCUGAAAGUUUAAUUGAUCAUGGAUCUAACUCAAAAAACGGAAGCGUUCAUUGUUUUUCGAAAUUCGGGCGUGGACUUGAGUGGUUUCUCGGUUCAAAAAUAAAUCCAAAUCUUGUGGAGGUUAAAUUUUACUUAACAUCCCGCGACAAUCCUAUUCGCACUGAAGUCGCUUUAGGAAAUAAUUUCCAGUUGGAUGGAACUGGAUUUAAAAUAGAACGUCGAACUGUUAUGAUUGUGCAUGGGUUCAAGUCAAGUGGUAAAAAAAAUUGGGUCUAUAACAUGGAAACCGCUUUUCGGUUGUGGGGCGAUGUGAAUAUUGUAAUUGUAGACUGGGGCGAACAUGCAAAUACAGUCAAUUAUUACAAAGCUGCCGAGCACGUGAUGCCUGUAGGUCGUAAUAUAGUCAAGUUUUUGUCUCACAUCAUUAAUGCAACAAGUGAUUCCACACAAGAAAAAUUGGAUGAUUUGAAUUGGGGUCCGAUACAUAUGGUAGGACACAGUCUCGGCGCCCAUAUAUGUGGCAUAGCCGCGGAUGAAUUAAAAAAAAAAUCUUUACCUUGGAAAGUUUUUCGUAUAACAGGUUUGGAUCCCGCAAGGCCGUGUUUUUUGAGAAGUAACCUUUCACUAACAAAAAACGACGCUGAUUUUGUUGAUAUAAUUCACACACACGGAAAGUCUUCUUCUAAAUUUUCAUUCGGGAUGCAGGAGCCCAUCGCACGGAGUCAUUUUUGUUUAUUUAUAUCGUUAGGUCACGUUGACUUUUACCCGAACGGAGGGAAAAAGCAACCUUCAUGCAGUAGAACCAAAAAGCCCUGGUAUGCGAGGAUAAAACAAAAAACAUGCAGCCACGGUUUGUCACACAUGUAUUUCACAGAGUCGCUAAUUGCCGCGGCGUACAAUGCGGGAAAAUUUUGGUCUCACGAGUGGGACAGAUCUGCUCAGAGAGCUAUUGAAAUUAUUCAUGAGACUUGCGACCAAAAUAAUUGCAUUGAAAUGGGUAUCAACGCUGAAAACUAUCGAAAUAAUGAUAAUCCAGUGCUCGGGACCUUUUUUGUUAUCACUGCUAGCUCUCCGCCCUAUUACAAUGUUACCGCGGAUGAUCUCGACAAUUUAGAGGCUCAAAUUGUCGCAGGUUCUGCUGUAAAGUAA
Messenger RNA from Cotesia congregata, 1239 nucleotides. Lineage: Eukaryota; Metazoa; Arthropoda; Insecta; Hymenoptera; Braconidae. The record is from the annotation of a GenBank genome assembly.